AUGCCUAAAAGGUCAAGAGAUAUAAAGGAACCACUGAGGCAGAACGACUCCCUUGCAAACAAGCGCCAAAGGACUGAAGAUAAUCACAUCGUGGAGCCUGAAGACGACGAUGAUAUACCGUAUACACAUAAUAACUCAAGAUCAACAACACCUUUAAGUGACCUGAGUGAUAUCAGUCAAGAUAAUGAUAUACAGAUAACUAGGGAAGUGGCAUCAGAAACACCAGCUAGAAAUCAAACACCAGCAACUGCUCCAAUUGAAGUACAGUCUCAACCAUCUUUUAAUCAAAAUACCCCAGCACCUCAGGAUGUGAUAGAUGUCGAUGAUGAUGACGACUUACAAGAGUAUUACAUUAUAUCAGACGACGAUGAUGAUUCAAAAGAUAAAGAUAAAGAUACACAACAGAAAACUGUGGAGGAACAACUAAGAGAAGCUUCACGUAAUGAGAAUUCAACUUUGAAGGAUGCACAUUGUGCAGUUUGUUUUGAUAGUCCAGAGAACACUUAUAUAUUACCUUGUGGUCAUAUAUAUUGUGGUGAUUGUGUUUUCAAAGCUUUGAGCUCUACAAAACAAAGUAAUAAAGCUGGUGGUCCAUGCAGUCUUUGUCGCUCGUUUACCCCUUAUAAAAGGGCAACUUUAGGUAUAUUCAAAAAGAAGAAAAAGGUGCUGAUUUAG
Molecule: messenger RNA, 675 nt
Organism: Hansenula ciferrii
Lineage: Eukaryota; Fungi; Ascomycota; Saccharomycetes; Phaffomycetales; Wickerhamomycetaceae
Gene: SLX8
Product: SUMO-targeted ubiquitin ligase complex subunit SLX8
Exons: 1
Coding region: 1-675 (224 amino acids)
Source: RefSeq, a predicted model, not a curated record